This is a messenger RNA of Sclerotinia sclerotiorum 1980 UF-70, 930 nucleotides long. RefSeq lists its product as hypothetical. The record is from RefSeq and is a predicted model, not a curated record. The transcript has 3 exons. The coding region runs from base 1 to 930 and encodes 309 amino acids. Lineage: Eukaryota; Fungi; Ascomycota; Leotiomycetes; Helotiales; Sclerotiniaceae.
AUGGUAGUAAUCGACAAUGAGAAGGUAAACAGCAGCAUGCGUAUUGCAAUAGCAGGCUCUGGCGGCUUAGCCCAGAUUUUCGCUCAUUACAUCAACGAGACGGCUCGACCAGAUCUAGAGUCACUGGGCUACCAAGUGACUGUAGUCAACUACGAAAAUCAGGAUGAUCUUCGUUUCCAUCUUCGAGGGAUAGAUAUUGUCAUUUCAACGGUAUCUGGGACCCCUCAAAUCAACCUUAUUGACGCUGCCGCUCAUUCCCGUGUCCAACGUUUCGUCCCCGCAGAAUACCAAGACAAGCCUGAAGGGCGACCAACAAAUGACCCCUUAGAUCGUGGAAGAGCUGCAAGUAUCGAAAGGCUUCGACAUUGGGCUCAACACCGUCGUUAUCGAAUGCAAUAUACUGUGUUUUGCUGUGGAGUUUUAUAUGAACGAUUUGCCCGAGGAGGUCUAGCUUCAAUGGGUAUAAGCACUUCAACUGCACUCGGAUAUCCAGGCUCUUUCCUAAUGAAUAUUGAGACCAACGCUGCUGAAAUUGUGGAAUAUAAUAAUACAGGACAACCUGUGUCAAUUUCCAUGACGUCGGUAUAUGAUGUGGCGAGGUUCAUCGCAGCAGCACUUGAUUUAGACCAACACAUGUGGCCUACAGAGUUUAGAAUGCAGGGUGACCGGAAAACCGUGAUGGAGCUUGUGCAGUAUGCUGAGGCUGCCAAAGGACAGCCAUUCACAACAACCAUAAUCGCAGCUCCAGCACUAGCGGCAAAGAUUCAAGAAACAGCUUAUUACCAAGAUCAUGCUAGAGUCAGUCGGAUACAAGAGUUGAUAGCGACUGAGCAGAGGAGAUACGACUUUUCGCAGGUCAAUUUGAACGCUUUAGUCAACUUUCAACCAAUUUCGUUUUGGGACUGGUUACGUACCCACUGGGCACCUUGA